GAAACGGACGAUGCAAAUGUGGAAUGCCAGCCGGCCAAAUUAAAACUCAAAUUGGAGGAAGCAGAAGGAAAAGAACGUCGCAAAUGCGGAAUGCCAGCCUGUCAAAUUAGAAGUCAUCCUGGAGGAAGCGGAAGGAAACAUACGACGCAAAUGUGGAAUGCCAGCCAGAUAAAUUAAAACUCAACUUGGAGGAAACGGUAGGAACGGACGACGCAAAAGCGGAAUGCCAGUCGGCCAAAUUAAAACUCAAACCAGAGGAAGUGGAAGGGAUGGAAGGUCACAAAUACGGAAUGCCAGCUGGCCAAACCCAAACUCAAAUUGGAGGAAGCAGAAGGAAAUGAACGACGCAAAUGCGGAAUGCCGGCCUGUCAAAUUAAAAUUCAGCCUGGAGGAAGCGGAAGGAAACUAACGGCGCAAAGGCGGAAUGCUAGCCUGUCAAAUUAAAAUUCAACAUGGAGGAAGCGGGAGGAAACGAACAACGCAAAUGCGGAAUGCAAGCCGGCCACGUGGAGAAAGCGGAAGGAAACAGACGACACAAUGAGGAAUGCCAGCUGCCUAAAUUAAAACUCAACCUGGAAUAAGCUGAAGAAAAAAGACGACAUAAAUGUGGAUUGCCAGCUGACCAAAUUAAAACUCAAGCUGGAGGAAGCGAAGGAAACAAACGGCGCAAAUACGGAAUGUCAGCCAGCCAAAUUAAAACUCAACAUGGAGGGAUGCGUAUAAAUACUUCUCCCUUACCUCCACUUUUCCCAUCCUACCCUACCCUCGACCGACCGCCCCAAGGCAAGUAGACAAGGUUUCUCUUUUCCCAUGGAGAGGGAAAACAACGCCUUGGAUUUGACGCCGAAGCACGUCUUAGAGCAGUCCGGCGGGAGGCCGCUUCGGUGCCUGCCACAGCCGCCGCCGCAGCCAUCCGAGGCAAUCACGCUGGUUGGGUCGCCGGAGCGGCUGGGCCAGCCGCCAACGAAGAUCUACUACAAAACAAAGCUUUGUGUGAAAUUCGAGAUCAAUGGGCACUGCAUGUACGGGGACAGGUGCACUUUUGCUCACGGCAGCACUGAGCUCCGUCGCCCAUCACUCGCCACCCAUGGAUUUGCAGAAGGCUUGGCAAUUCGCAAUCCUUGGGAGAUGAGGAGCGAGAUCCCGCUGGCUCGGGCUGCUCCGGGGAGGGCCUUCCCGCCGGUUCCUGCACCGCGCAUGCGCGAUAUUCCCCGUCAGAUGCCUCGGGAGGAGGAGGGUGGUGCCAAGGUCAGCAACCUAGAGCGUCUGAGCUGGAAGAAGACCAGCGGCAUCUAUGGUGACUGGCCGGAGGAGUCCUGAGCACAGUACUCGCUUGUCAUGCUCUAGUUAUCUACAUUUAUCACCGUCAUUUUUUCUAGCAGAUGAAUAAUACCGCCAUUUGUUAUGGUUGCUCUGCGUUUACCAUUGUUGUGCUAUUUGUGCAUGUAUUCUAUGUAAUCCGU
This is a messenger RNA of Brachypodium distachyon (stiff brome), 1463 nucleotides long. Its product is annotated as zinc finger CCCH domain-containing protein 1-like. The record is from RefSeq and is a predicted model, not a curated record. The transcript has 2 exons. Bases 811 to 1320 code for a protein of 169 amino acids. Gene Ontology annotation, molecular function: mRNA binding; metal ion binding. NCBI's taxonomy places the organism in Eukaryota, Viridiplantae, Streptophyta, Magnoliopsida, Poales, Poaceae.